GCCAGGGCCAGCAGGGGGCGCGGUGGGUCUUGCAGGAAGAGGAGCCAUGGGGAAGAAGAGGGUGGCGGUGGUCUUGGCCGGCUGCGGGGUCUUCGAUGGCAGCGAGAUCCACGAGGCCUCCGCCGUCCUGGUCCACCUCAGCCGCAGCGGAGCGGAGGUGAAGAUAUUUGCACCAAAUAUUGAGCAAAUGCAUGUUAUUGACCAUUUAAAAGGCAGCGAAAGUAAAGAAAAGAGAAAUGUUUUAGUGGAAAGUGCCCGGCUUGCAAGAGGGAACAUCCAAGAUUUGGCUGAAUUGAAAGUUGAUGAAUUUGAUGCUGUCAUUUUCCCAGGGGGUUUUGGUGUAGCUAAGAACCUGUGUUCCUGGGCUGUGAAAGGAAAGGACUGCACUGUCAAUGAACUUGUAAAGUCCACCCUUGAGGCUUUCCACAGUGCAAAGAAACCUAUUGGUCUGUGCUGUAUCUCCCCUGUGCUGGCAGCAAAAGUCUUCCCAGGCUGUGAAGUCACUGUUGGCCACAAUAAAAAUGUCGAUGGAAGAUUUCCUGAUUCGGACACAGCGGCUGCAAUAGAAGAACUUGGAUGCAAGCACGUUUGUAAAGAUGUGAGUGAAGCCCAUGUUGAUUCUGCUAACAAGAUAGUCACCACUUGUGCGUUCAUGUGCAAAGCCCCCUUGCAUGAGAUUUUUGAUGGGGUUGGAACCAUGGUUGCUGAAGUUCUGAAAAUUGCAUGAGUGGGGACAACUAGACUAAGGUAGCACUUGGUGGCUGCUGGUAAUUAUGUUUAACAAAUGGAACUUAGGAUGAUCAGUGUAAUUAAUAAAAAAACAUUUUAACAACA
Messenger RNA from Sceloporus undulatus (fence lizard), 834 nucleotides. Its product is annotated as glutamine amidotransferase-like class 1 domain-containing protein 3A, mitochondrial. The record is from RefSeq and is a predicted model, not a curated record. Lineage: Eukaryota; Metazoa; Chordata; Lepidosauria; Squamata; Phrynosomatidae. The transcript is spliced from 4 exons. The coding region runs from base 47 to 727 and encodes 226 amino acids.